Messenger RNA from Pomacea canaliculata, 5435 nucleotides. RefSeq lists its product as uncharacterized. Gene Ontology annotation, molecular function: metallopeptidase activity. NCBI's taxonomy places the organism in Eukaryota, Metazoa, Mollusca, Gastropoda, Architaenioglossa, Ampullariidae. The transcript has 3 exons. Bases 648 to 1826 code for a protein of 392 amino acids. Gene Ontology annotation, biological process: proteolysis. The record is from RefSeq and is a predicted model, not a curated record.
GAACAGGUGUCACAUACAGAGAGCGUCCCGAGACGAGAUCAGAACCCUGAGCCGCUAACUGCAGCGAUGACAAGCGAGAUUUCAUAUUUGAAGACCAGUGCCACCAGAUUAUGGAGUUAUUGGGUCGCCGUUGUGGUGUGGCAACGACUGUGGUCAUGGUUACGACUAUUUGACGACGGUUGGGCGAAAUGACCAGCCCCCGUUUAUUUUUACACCGGAACAUUCUGUCAUCGUCGCACGGACAGGUUUCUCAUCACGACGAUUGGACUCAGGCUGUUGUGCGAAAUGACCAGCCCCAGGUUAUUUGUACACAGGUACGUUCUGUCAUCGUAGCACGGACAAGUUUGUGAUCGCAGUCUAUGGUCGACAUGGCAGAUUACUUCCCUUGCAAUGUUUGCUACUUCAGAGUUCACUCCCAUGGCUGCGUCGCCAGUUUCCUGGAGUUGACGUGCACACCUACAGAGAAAUGUUAGAAGACCACAAGACAUUAAGAAAUGAAGUAGUGUGGAUAAGCUGAUCUUAAAAAACGAUCACAAAUAUUGGAAGCAGACUACCGCCUUUACAUAUCUUCACCAGCAAGAGAAAGGCCAUAAAAAUGGAGUGUAUACUUUCUCUUUGAGGAUAUACCAGUCUUUCUGGUCCUUAACAUGCCAAAGCGUGCUAAGACCAGAGAUAGUAGUAGUCACCAUGAUAACUCACCCAUCUCAACUAAAAGGGUACGCUAUGUGCCCUUUGCACGAGGGUUUAAGCCACGAAACGAAAAUGCACGAAUGCGUGCAGCUGGCUACAAUAUGUUGAGAGACGUUCCUUUAGAGUAUUCUGUCGGUACUUACUGGAACCAGUCAUUAAGCAUGUUUCAAGAAUUCUUUAAUCCUGUUCCACAUCCAACUUGUCAAGAUGACUGGCUGGCCCAGUAUGAUGAAGAUGGUCAGACCUUCAAACAGUUUUUAGAAGAAAACCCAUGGCUUUCAAGCCGCAAAAUCAGAAACAUAAGACAGAAAUUUAAUAGUAAGGGAACAACCAUCUGUCAAAAGUACCCACAAGGCAAGGUAUACAUCCUGCAGCUAGGAAAGUUUGACCAGUGCAUUAAGUUUUCAGAUCUUGUGGAUUAUGCCAGCUGUUUUCUUUGUCUUCCUGUGAGUCCGUUACCUCCACUGGACCUUGAGGUCACAGAUGGCAAUGUCAUCUUGGUUGAUGAUUCGAUCAGCCGCAGCAAUAACAGACAGCAAAACCAUAUCAGACGCACCAAGCUGAAUGCUCGUUACAAUGCAAAAGCAGGACAUGUACAGUUGAGAGUAGACUCGGUGCUGAAGAUACUGCAGCAGCUGAUUCCAGCUGAUGCUUUAUGCUUGAUCGCCCUAACCACCCUGGAUUUGUAUGGUGAUGCUUCAGACCUUUUUGUGGCUGGCAUGGCAUCAGGAAACCAGCGAGUGGCAGUCUUCAGUCUGCUGCGGUAUGACCCAACUCUUGUCUUCUCCAAAGAGCACUGGUAUGACCUCCAAACAGCAUCGAAGCCAAUGCAGCUGGAAGCCAAAUCUUCCCUUCUUUUGCAGCGGUCCUGCAAGCUUGUGGUUCAUGAGGUUAUGCAUCUUCUGGGAGUUGACCACUGUAUCUUCUACACCUGCUGUAUGAAUGGCUCAGGGCAUCUGGCAGAAGAUUUUCACCAGCCCAUGCACCUGUGCCCUGUUGAUCUCCACAAAAUGCACAAGCUGGUGGGUUUUGACAUACGAGACCGUUACAAGAUGCUGCUGGAGUUUUACAAUAAACACAGUUUUAAGGAAGAGGCACAGUGGGUGCAAAAACGUCUUGAGUACUUGAGCAAAUAGUUGUUUGAACUUAAUUUUUGUGACUUUUGAUGCAUCACUGCAGAUACGUCUUCAGUUUUUAAACACAGUAUUAUUGGGUGUUUUAUUAUGAAACAUAUAUUUUGAAUUCUUCAAGAACUUGGUAUCAUGGAUUUUGUCAGCAUGAUUUAACUGAGUCACAUUAUUAUUGUGUGCAAUUAAUGCUGAACAUCUAUUUAUUCACUUUUGAAUAGGACAGUUGAGGUUAAUUUCUUGCAGAUUUAUGCAUUUUUGUACAGGGCUACUAUGUGUUAUACUAGAUUACUUUUAGUAUGAGUCACAUUCAGCCAAGAUACAGAAGAAAAAUGACUUCAGUUGUCCUGUAACCUAUAGAUUGGAACCUUUCAGAUCUCUCACAAGAUUGAUUAAGCAUUAAAAUAAUGUAGUCCAACUUAUUGCACACUCAUGAAGUUGAAGAUUAUUAUAGUGUUAUUAUAAUUAUUAUUUAUAUUGUAUAUUGUAACUUUAUUAUUGUUGUUUAUACUGUGUAUUGUAACUUUCCUGGUUACUGGUUAUCAACAGUCAUUACAUUUGCAGUCACUCAUUUGCUGAUGACACACAGUUGUAUGCCUCGUGCCAACCUCAUGUUGACAAUUGAAAGGCUGGAAUGAUGUUUCACAGAUGUUAAGUCUAGAUGACCAGUAACAAGUUUAAAGAUAAUUAGACAGAACUUUUGUUUUUUCAUCCAUGUUGUUGAAUUAUGUCAUGUCCCUUACAUCAUCAAUCAGAGCUGUAACUGUAAUAUCCCCUUCACAUCAUCUGCACAUCAUUUCUGAUGACACCCUAGACCACUGCAUCACUGAUAUUUGUCGUUUGGCUUGCACAGCUAUUCAUCAGUCAGUGCCUCAAACCAUAUUUUAAGAGAAUAAAAGAACUAGUUCACAAAACUUCUAUCCCCUUAAAAUAUGAUCUUAAAAUAUGACUUGAUGAAUAAGCUACAUAAUCAUGUCGUAUUUUAGUCCGCACACUUCACUGGCUGUUUGGUCAGGCUCAGGUUGAUGAGAUAUUUGAUAUGAUAGGACUUUAGCUGUGGCUGCUCUGCCUCAUGCUCACUGACUGAUUUUCAUAUAGAUGCCUUCCGUGGGAGCCCUUUUUGUCUUUUCGUCUGCCUAAAAUGUGCACCAAAUGGUGCAGUAAAUGAUCCUUCUCAUACACUGUACCUAAAAUGUGGAACUCGCUACCAUUGGGAACCAUUCAGUCAAUUCAAGGCUUCAGAUGGGCAUUGAUCCUCUUAACACUGCAUAUAAGUUUGUACAAAAACAAUGGCUAAUACCUCACAGACGACUGUUGGUGAUGUUUGUUUUUAUUAUUGCUUCUCUGAGGUAAAACAUAAGACCUAGAAACCGAUCCAUUUUUGGAAAGGAGAAAGCUUGAACUUUGCAAUAAAAAUAACGAAAAUUGCCUUCCCCGUGCUUUCCCGGCAAAGCCACAAUCAGGGCUCAUCUCGCUAUAAAGGGUUAAGGGCCUUGUUCUGGGAAUAUCUCCUGCAAUAACCCUGGAAAACACGGACAGCCUCACUAAUGCAGUGGUUUGGUACCACACACUCAUCAUCAUCGUCUAUGUUGCUGUUGUUGUUAUCUUAUUAGAUAAUCAGUUAUUUCACCCUUUAAUCGUUUUAUCAGACAUUCAUUUAACUGAGGCAGGUUAAUGGUGUUUCAUCUGAAAUAAGACUUUUAAUGACUUUUAUGUUUCAUUGCUUAAAACAUCAGCCUACUAUCAUAUUGAUAAUGUAUGUGUUGUAUAUGACGUGUCAUAGGGCAAUAAAUGUAUUAGUGCCUUUUAUUUUAAAGAAAAAAACACAGCUUUAUCUUACGUGCAAUGUCCAAAGUUUUUGUAUGUGUGUUUGUGUGGUCAUGCAUGUGUGCAUGUGCAGAGUGUUAGUUUUCUUUUAGCUGUCAAGUAAAGUGCGUGUAAAACUAACUUUGGAAAAUGGCAGGUGGUUGACAUGUGGUUUUACACCCUCCACAGACCACACCAGCACUUUCCUAACCCUGGAUGUAAGGGCCCUAGGAACAAUUUUCUCACUGCUGAAUUGCAUUUUGUUUUUUUUUGCUUCAUUCUGCCUUUCCCUUUCCAGUCUCUUUCUCCUCUCCGUUCUCUCCAUCCUCUCUGUGGAUGUGUAUGUGUGUGCAUGUAUGAAAGCAAAUAAUAGAAUGUACAUGGCAAAAGCUUAUGCACCAUGCUGAAUGUAUUAAAAUUUAUUAAUAAAUGUCAGGAAUAUUAAAAUGCUAAUCUGCUUAUUCAAGUUAUUAUCAAAUUCCAGUUUAAUUGUUUUUAAACUGCCAGCAUUAAUCUAUGUAUACUAACUUGUGAAUGCUGUGGUAAGGGAAGUGGUAUGCAAAGUGAAUACACAGCUCCAAACAUUCUGUUGAAAUGAGAAAGAGUUGUGACAGCUGAGACUGUCAAGAGUCUGUCCUCAUCCUUCACCAUAUUAUCUUUUUUUUUUUAAAGCCCUGGACUAUUCUUAAAUUCCUGAAUAAUGAGUUGUUAUUUCAUUUUAUAUAUUAUCGUAUACAAUACAUUCUGGACAGAGGCCAUUAUAUCCUGCAGGGUGAUGUUCAGGCGAUUGCUCAUUAUUACACAGAGUAGAGCAUGAAAAACCAGCCUGUCUGUAAUCACCUACCUCAAGCAUGUUUGAGAUGGGAUGGUUUUUGUGUGUGUGUGAGAGAGAGAGAGGAACUCUGCCCAGUUUAUUCCUGCCAGUAAAAAGAGAUCUAACCUUCAUUCACAAAAAGUUGUCCUAUUCAUAAGUUGCUGUGAUAUUCAGUUAGGAAGGAUACGUGAGACUGAGCACCCAUUAAAACUGAAGGCAGUAACCUAUGUUAUAGUUAGUCACACCUACUGUUAGUCACCACCCUCACCUCACCUCACCCAAUGUUUGUGUUGGACAGAUGAUGGCAAGAGGCCAAGUUAGGGACUAUUUAUAUACAUAAUGUGGUGAGUUAAGAUCCAGGGAGAGUGAACUGGAAGUGGUUCAACAUGUCAAGCGCAGGGCUUGUGGCAAGUAACUCCUUGCCCUCUCCUGUCACUUCUUGUUACCUCCCCUGAUAAAGCAGGAACCAACUGUAGUCUUGGCCUGGGGAUUAGUGUUUUUUAAUCACAGGCUUGAGUAGACAUUGAAUGUGCUGAAUGUAAGGCUACAGACCCUUCCCAAUACAAAGAUGGUGAAAUGCUGAAGAGUGCGUCGUGGAAUUAAGGAGUGUCUCUGUCUCAUACAGACACACUUAAUUCCUGAUAAAGAAGUGAAGUCUGGACCAUGUGUUCUCAGGAAUAUUUAACAAUUCUGUAUUUUCAUAACAUUUUUCACUAUAAUUUUUAAUUUGAUCAUUAUUUUUAGAAGAUUGUUCCUUUUCCCUGCAGUUUGAUGUGUUUGUAAUGUUACCAGAAGAUUCGGAUAUUGUGAAAUUAGAAAAUGAAAUGCAUAUUAGUGUUAUGUACAUUAUGUGCAUGACUAUAAAAGACCAAGCAAAUAUUGCUUUGGCUUAAUAUAUUGGUUUGUUUCCUAGCCAGUUUUUAUUUGUUCGUGCGUGUGUAAUGAAAAGCAGAAAUAUAUAGACAUGGCUUUCAUUUUAGCCAAGUCUUUUCACUUUC